Rhinopithecus roxellana (golden snub-nosed monkey) is the source of this 1733-nucleotide messenger RNA. RefSeq names its product transmembrane protein 37 (gene TMEM37). Bases 73 to 666 code for a protein of 197 amino acids. Gene Ontology annotation, cellular component: membrane. Gene Ontology annotation, molecular function: voltage-gated monoatomic ion channel activity; calcium channel activity. The record is from RefSeq and is a predicted model, not a curated record. The transcript has 2 exons. Lineage: Eukaryota; Metazoa; Chordata; Mammalia; Primates; Cercopithecidae.
CCGGGCAGGCGCCAGCGGCCGCAGCAGAGCAGCUGGAGGGAGCGAGGCUGCAGCGGGGCCGCCGGGCGCAGCAUGACUGCCAUCGGCGUGCAGGCCCAGAGGCCUUUGGGCCAAAGGCAGCCCCGCCGGUCCUUCUUUGAAUCCUUCAUCCGGACCCUCAUCAUCACAUGUGUGGCCCUGACUGUGGUCCUGUCCUCGGUCUCCAUUUGUGACGGGCACUGGCUUCUAGCUGAGGACCACGUCUUUGGGCUCUGGCACUUCUGCAUCACCACCAACCCGAGUGCACCAAUCUGCUUCAGAGACCUGGGCCAGGCCCACGUGCCUGGGUUGGCCGUGGGCAUGGGCCUGGUGCGCAGCGUGGGCGCCUUGGCCGUGGUGGCCGCCAUUUUUGGCCUGGAGCUCCUCAUGGUGUCCCAGGUGUGUGAGGACAAACACUCACGGCGCAAGUGGGUCCUGGGUUCCAUCCUCCUCCUGGUCUCUUUCGUCCUCUCCUCCGGGGGGCUCCUGGGUUUUGUGAUCCUCCUCAGGAACCAAGUCACACUUAUCGGCUUCACCCUGAUGUUUUGGUGCGAAUUCACUGCCUCCUUCCUCUUCUUCCUGAACGCCAUCAGCGGCCUUCACAUCAACAGCAUCACCCAUCCCUGGGAACGACCAUGGAAAUUUUAGCCCCCUCCAGGGACAUCAGAUUCUACAAGAAAGUGUGGUCAAGAUGGGGCUUUUCCAACAUGUGGCCUCUGGUGGGGCUGAGGUGGGACAAGUACCUUGAAACGGCUGCCUCUUUGCCAGUGACUUGUGGGUGGCCAGCCAGAAAUGGCCGGGGGACCUCUGCAGCUGAUGUGCAGGACCAGAGGCCAGGAGGGUGCCUCAGGGCCACCAGCUGCACAGACCUAGCCAGAUAUUGAUUUUAGAAGAAGAAAAAAACAUUUUAAAGCUCCUUCUUGAAUUUUAUUCCCUGGACUGGAACAGAGUUGGAAGCAGCGGCGUUAACUGGUGCCCGAUCUAGCUGCACAGCCAAGGAUAGUUCACGCCUGUUUCACUGACACGUGCUGGGUUAGGGGCUGCAGAAUCCGUGGGGCUCCCAGGGUCAUUAAGAAUGGAUCGUUCUUCCAGCGAAGGGUCCAAUCAGUUCCUAGGACUUUCUUCCACCAGCUCAAAGGGCCUUUGUAUGCGUGUCCCUGGCUUUAGCUUUGGUCAUGCCAAAGAGGCAGAGUUCAAGAUUCCCUCAGAACGCCCUGCACACUGUAGGUUUUCAAACCAUUUGACUCGGUUUGCCUCCCUGCCCUUUGUUUGAACCUUUCAAACCCUGGAUAACCCCAGCUUCUAGCAGCUGGCUGUCCCCUCUGGGAGCUCUGCCUUUCAGAACCCUACCUUAAGGUGGGUUUCUUUCUGAGAAGAGUUCUUGAGCAAGCCCUCCCAGGAGGACCCACCUGACUGCUAAUACACAGCCCUCCUCAAGGCCCGUGUGUGCACGUGCCUGUCUUCUGUGUGGGCCAGACAGCCUUAGGGCACCAUUUUUAAUCCCAGAACACAUUUCACAGAGCAGGUAUCUAGAUCUGCUGGACUCUGCAGGAGGUGAGGGGGAGCAGUGAGAGCUUGGGUAAUGAUUAACAUCCAUGCUGGGGAUGCAUGGAGGUGAAGGGGGCCAGGAACCAGUGGAGAUUUCCAUCCUUGCCAGCACAUCUGUACUUCUGUUCAUUAAAGUGCUCCCUUUCUAGUCCUUUUUCUGCCCAGAA